UCCCCUGAGCCCGUUCUCCCUGCCAGUCCUUAACAUGCGCAGGUAGGACACACUCCUGGGAUCUCAUGUCCGUGACUCCUUCUGCUCCUGCACCUCACCGCUUGCUCCUCGUCGCCGAGCCCGACCGUCUCCCCUCAAGGAGGGAAGUGAAACAUGGCCUUCCCCACAUCUGGUUUGAGGAGAAAUCGUCUAUGGACUUCGGCCUGCACACCUGUCUGCGUCGCCCUGCUGUCCUUUCUCCUCGCUCCGGCGUUUGGACAACUCGACCUCAACCGAUUGGAUGGCGACACCGUCUGCCCGCCGAUGAGAAGCGGACAAGAUGACCUUCCAGGUUUCGAUCUGAUCACACAGUUCCAGUUGGACGUGGUGCCGCUGAGAGGUGUGAGGAAGGUGGACGGCUCCACCACCCUUCAGGUGGCCUACCGCCUCGACAAGGAGGCCAACUUCCAAAUUCCAACCAUGCUGAACUUCCCUCGCGGCUUCCCUGACGAGUACUCCGUCAUGGUGACCUUCCGCAUGAUCAAGAACACGGUGAGCAAGGUGUGGAACGUGUGGCAGAUAGUGGACGAAAGCGGCUACAAGCAAGCCGGCCUGAGGCUCAACGGGGACCAGCAGGCCCUGGAGUACUACCUGAUGGGCGCCGACGGCAACCUGCAGACCGUCACCUUCCCCGGCCUCUCCGUGCUCUUCAACACCAAAUGGCACAAAGUGAUGAUCGGCGUGGAGCGCGACCAGGUCACUCUGUACGUGGACUGCCAGCCGGUGGAUCAGAGGCCCAUCAAGGGAAAAGGCCCCAUCAACACGGAGGGAGACACGCUCAUUGGCCGGCUGGACGCCGACCCCGACGCCUCCGUGGUGUUCGAACUCCAGUGGAUGUUGAUCCACUGCGACCCAAAGAGGGCCCAGAGAGAGAGCUGCAGCGAGCUGCCCGCCACCGAGAUGUUUGCCAAUGCUGAGCCUGACAAAUCACUCCAAGGCCCCCCAGGAGCCCCCGGCCCAGAGGGCCCCCGAGGGCCUCAGGGAGAAAACGGCAGGGACGGGAGAGAUGGUCUUCCGGGUUCCACUGGCAGUCCAGGCAGUGUAGGCAGCAAAGGAGAGCAGGGCGAGAUCGGCCUUCCUGGACAGAGAGGCCUGCCCGGCCUUCAAGGACCUGCUGGUUCUCCGGGUCUGAUGGGCCCCAGAGGGCCUGUGGGGGAGAGAGGACUUCAUGGAUUUCCUGGAGCCGCCGGUCCUCCCGGCCCAGCAAGCGAAGGACCCCCCGGGCCCCCGGGGAAGCCAGGGACCCCCGGAGAUGAAGGGAACAUCGGGCCCGAGGGUCAACCUGGACCCAGAGGGUCACCGGGCACAUCAGGGCCUCCUGGUCUUCCUGGUCCACCAGGGCCUGUGGGGCCGCCUGGUGCCACCAAUGAGGGAAGCGGGGAACCUUGUCCCGCUGCCUGUCCCGCUGGCCGACAGGGAAUGGCCGGGCUUCCAGGGCUGAAGGGACAUGCAGGUUUGCCUGGAGAACCUGGAAAGGACGGAGAGCCUGGAGACAAGGGAGAGGAUGGAGAGCAAGGUCUUCAGGGCCCACCAGGACGCAUGGGAGAUGACGGGCAAAGAGGGCCCAUCGGCUUCCCUGGAACUCUGGGAGAAAAGGGAGACAGAGGACCUCCCGGGUUCAACGGCGUCCCCGGGCCCACCGGCCCCCCCGGAGCCCCUGGUGUGGAGGGAGCCCGUGGACGUCAAGGUUUGGAGGGGCCCAAGGGUGACGAGGGAGCUGUGGGGCCUCAAGGAGAGCAAGGUCCAGGAGGGGAAAAGGGAGACGCUGGAGAGCCCGGUGAAGAUGGCGUGAAUGGACUCCCGGGAUUGGAUGGAGCAAAGGGAGAGUCUGGUGCUGCUGGAGCUGCUGGUCUCAGGGGGAUUGUGGGUAUUCCCGGGCUGCCGGGGUCACAGGGACCAGUUGGACCCACUGGCCCAAAGGGGGAAGUUGGGGAAGAAGGACCCGUCGGGCCGGUUGGACUUCCCGGAAAGACUGGUGAGCCUGGAGACGAUGGAGAAGAUGGGGAAAAGGGAGAUAAAGGAGCAACCGGUGGAACUGGAAAACAAGGACCAGUGGGACCUGCUGGUCCUCCAGGAAUCCAUGGGGAAAAGGGAGAUAAAGGUCUUGCUGGUGCUAAUGGACUGAAGGGUCAUACUGGACACAAAGGUGAUCAGGGCCCAAUGGGACUGGUGGGACCAAAAGGAAGCCAGGGGGACCCGGGCGUAGCUGGAGAUUCAGGGGUGAAGGGAGAUCAGGGCCCGCCCGGCGUUACCGGACUCAAGGGAGAGCGCGGCGAGAAGGGCCUACGGGGAGCAACAGGAGAUGAAGGCAGACCAGGCCAGACGGGCCACGAGGGUUUGCCCGGUCCAAUGGGAGCUCAAGGACUGGAGGGUGAGGCGGGCGUUCCUGGAGCAACAGGCCCCAGAGGUCUACCUGGCCCCAAAGUGAAUGAUGACCAGCUCCGGGAAAUGUGCUCCGCCGUUGUCGAAGAACAAUUGGCUGAGUUCAUGAAAGAGUUUCUGAAGAGGCCGGCAGCCAUUGGUUCCCCUGGUAUUCCCGGACCGGCAGGACUUCCCGGUGCCGCUGGACCAGCCGGAGCUACAGGAGCAGCAGGCACUCCGGGCCUGAAUGGGGCCAAAGGUCAUCCAGGGUUUUAUGGACUUCCAGGAGCACCAGGCAAAAAAGGUGAUAAUGGGCCAAAGGGGGACAAGGGAGACAAGGGAGAGGACGGUGUGGGAAUCAAAGGAAGCCAAGGAGCGCCAGGUGCACCAGGGGCAAAAGGCGCUGACGGCGUUGGCAAGGACGGCCAAACCGGACCACGCGGCGAGCCGGGGAGCCCCGGUGACCCCGGAGCGGCCGGUCCCCGGGGCCCCUCGGGGCCGCCCGGCCUCUGCGACCCGUCGACUUGCAUAAGCAGACUUCCGCCGCUCUACAUGGUCGGCGGAAAGAAGUCUGCCGGCUACAAGAACUAACGAGGCGCGAGGGCUCGUUAGCACACUCCAGAUUGCAUCCUGCAGCUCCACGUCACCACCUUCCGGGGGUCCUCCCAUGUCUCCGUCUGAGCCGCGGAUCUAAGAGACGUGGCGGGAAUCAGAGACCGGAAACAACUGUAGAAUACCGUAAAAGACAUUUGAACUUGUUUGUGAUAUUAGUGAGAGCUUAUCUGCUGUUCAGAGAUGGCUGCUACUGAUGCCCAAGCAACUUCUUCCAGACGACGACGGGCGCACGCCCGCGAGUUACACCCGAAUCAAACACAUCCGAGUCCGACUGAAGCCGUAUCGACUGGAAAAACCACCCUGUAAAGCCUACAGCACGUGAGGAACAUACUUUGCCAAAGAGGAACUAAUCUUUGAGGCCACGAGAAAAGUACAAAAAUGUAACGUCUACAAUUCUCUGUGAGUGCAGACCUGAGGCGACGUCUCCAACAACGUGGGCCUUUUUCAUCACGGAGCGCACAUUUGUUUUGUCGUAUCGGUUUGUUCUUUUUCAAACAAUUGAAUAAAAUGAUGGGUUUUAGAAGUGUUUCACGUUA
This is a messenger RNA of Gasterosteus aculeatus aculeatus (three-spined stickleback), 3551 nucleotides long. RefSeq names its product collagen, type IX, alpha 1c (gene col9a1c). Gene Ontology annotation, molecular function: extracellular matrix structural constituent conferring tensile strength. NCBI's taxonomy places the organism in Eukaryota, Metazoa, Chordata, Actinopteri, Perciformes, Gasterosteidae. The record is from RefSeq and is a predicted model, not a curated record. Gene Ontology annotation, biological process: extracellular matrix organization.